CACCCAAAACCUGUCCACUGCCUCCAGCUGCAACGAUGCUGACUGCAGAGGAACAGAGCCUGAUCCAGAAGGUGUGGGAAAAGACUGCCAGCCACAGGGAUGAAAUAGGAGGCGAGAGUCUAUAUAGGCUGUUCACCUCCUACCCCUCGACCAAGACCUACUUCCCCCACUUCGACCUGAGCUGUGGUUCUGAGCAGAUCCGCAGCCACGGCAAGAAAGUGGUGGCCGCCUUGAGCACUGCUGUCAAGAGCCUGGACAACCUCAGCCAGGCACUGUCUGAGCUCAGCAGCCUGCACGCCUACAACCUGCGCGUCGACCCCGUCAACUUCAAGCUGCUGUCGCAGUGCAUCCAGGUGGUGCUGGCCCUGCACCUGGGCAAGGAAUACACCCCCGAGGUGCACGCCGCCUUCGACAAGUUCCUGUCGGCCGUGGCUGCCGUGCUGUCCGAGAAGUACAGAUGAGCUGCUUGCCUGUGCCAGGGUACCUUCAAUAAAGACACCUUUGCCAC
Cuculus canorus (common cuckoo) is the source of this 508-nucleotide messenger RNA. It is a transcript of the gene alpha-D, whose product is annotated as hemoglobin subunit alpha-D-like. The record is from RefSeq and is marked provisional. Gene Ontology annotation, biological process: oxygen transport; hydrogen peroxide catabolic process. Gene Ontology annotation, molecular function: heme binding; haptoglobin binding; peroxidase activity. Lineage: Eukaryota; Metazoa; Chordata; Aves; Cuculiformes; Cuculidae. Gene Ontology annotation, cellular component: haptoglobin-hemoglobin complex; hemoglobin complex; blood microparticle.